AUGCCGAAUAGGCUUGCUGAAAAACAGUCAGUGACGUUGUUAGGCACAUUGAAACUUGGAAUCCAAGAUAUGACUGGCCAAUUUAAAUGCUUUCGAGCGCUUGUGGAUCCAGGCUCACAAUUGUCCUUUAUCACCGAAACUUGUGUUCGGAGUUUAGCCCUACCGCGCCAACGGUAUCAUUUACCUAUAAAAGGUUUGUCUCAAGUACCUGUCAACGCAACUAAGGGAAUUGUUAACUGUCUCCUAAAACCUAAACACCAGAAUCAACCUACAAUACCUGCUACUGCUGUUAUUUUGGAAAAAAUAACUUCGCCACUUCCAACUUGUUCGAUUUCUUCUGAGGUUAGAGAAGCCUUUCAGAAUUUGGAUCUUGCUGAUGACGAAUUUGAUGUACCGGGUCCAAUUGAUUUUCUUCUUGGUGCCGACUUGUAUCCCGACAUAUUCGACGGCGGGCGGCUACAAUCGCCUACAGGAUUUCCCACACCUUACCACAGCGUUUUUGGUUGGGUUCUUAUUGGAAAGGCUCAAAUCAACUUACUUUCAGACGCAACAACGUACGCCUCAAGCCUAGGCCUAACCUCACAUUUAUGCACCUUUGACAACAAUUCUCUUGACAUUCAACUAAAGCAGUUUUGGGAAUUGGAAGAAUUUCCUAAAAUCUUUCAUUCUAGUGAUAAUGAUAAAUUUUGUGAAGAUCAUUUUAUCAAAAAUCACACUAGGGAUCCUGAUAGUGGUAGGUACAUUGUCAAACUGCCCUUUAUUGAAAAUGCUCCAGAAUUAGGUUCUUCAUACCAAAACGCUACUUCCCGUCUUCGCUCCUUGGAAAAAAAACUUGCUGCUCAACCUCAAUUGAGAACUUCGUACAACGCUUUUAUGGACGAAUACCUUCAAUUAGGCCACAUGCGCCCGAAUAAGAACAAUGACCCUCCGCCUCAGUAUUUUAUACCGCAUCAUGGUAUAUUAAAGGAAUCAAGUCCCUCUACCAGGUUUCGCACUGUAUUUGACACCUCUGCUGCCUCAUCGAACGGCAAGUGA
Molecule: messenger RNA, 1035 nt
Organism: Macrosteles quadrilineatus (aster leafhopper)
Lineage: Eukaryota; Metazoa; Arthropoda; Insecta; Hemiptera; Cicadellidae
Exons: 1
Coding region: 1-1035 (344 amino acids)
Source: RefSeq, a predicted model, not a curated record